GCUCUUCCGAUCCCAGGAAAUGAUGCCGAAGUCUCUCUCUUUUCUACGACAGAACUUGCCUCUACAAACACCACAGCAAUCGACACCCUGACCGAAUCGGAAUCUUCCCUUCGAGUGAAGAGACAAGGAGGCGGCUGCGGCUGCGGUUGUGGAUGUGGCUGUUGUUGUUGUAGGCCACGCUGCUGCUGUACUUGCUGCCGAACCUGUUGCUGCACAAGGUGUUGUACCUGUUGCCGACCAUGUUGCUGCUGCUGCGGAGGUGGAGGUGGCGGUUGCGGAUGCGGAUGCUGCGGUGGCUGCGGUGGCUGCGGAUGUUGCGGCUGUGGAGGUGGUGGACGUAAGAGACGUUCGAUCCAGAACUUGAAGAUCAAGCUCGCAGACAAAAUUGAGAGAGAACAGAGAGCCGCUCUACUCGCUCUACCAGUAUCUUUUGAGCAAUCCGUUCAGCCCGCCCGACCUGAGGAACUCGUUCAGCCAGCUCAACCCGAGGCACCUGUCCAACCCACCCAACCUGCUCAGCCUGAGCAGCCAACCCAGCCGGUAGUCCCUGCUCAACCAGAAGAUUCAAAGGAUCUCAUAGAGUUUCCAUUCUCGAAGCCGGACGAAAAUAUUCCAACUGAAUGGCCUCAACCAGUGUUCGAGUUGGUUACUGAAACUAGGAUGGGAAGAUGUCUUGGGUUGAAAAAAUUAGGAAGAGGAAGGAGAACGAAGGAAGAAGGAAUAAGAACGAAGGAAAGCAGACGAAGAAGACUGCAAGAGUAG
Messenger RNA from Haemonchus placei, 762 nucleotides. The record is from the annotation of a GenBank genome assembly. Lineage: Eukaryota; Metazoa; Nematoda; Chromadorea; Rhabditida; Trichostrongylidae.